Molecule: messenger RNA, 180 nt
Organism: Bipolaris oryzae ATCC 44560
Lineage: Eukaryota; Fungi; Ascomycota; Dothideomycetes; Pleosporales; Pleosporaceae
Exons: 1
Source: RefSeq, a predicted model, not a curated record
AGAAUAAAAUACCUAGAUAUUACCUAUUACUUUAUGAGAGAUAAUCUAACAGAAAAUAAUAUCAAUUUAGUAUAUAAAAAUAUCAAAAUAAUCUUCACUAAUAAUUUAACUAAAGCUACUAAUAUAAAUAAGUUUCAAGAAUUUAUUAGUAGAGUUAGUUUAGUUAAAUUUAAAGAAUAA